CCAAGCCCAGACAGGCUGGAGUAGAAUAUACUUCAGAUCUUAUUUGUGAUUGACAGCCAGACCGAGGACACUUAAUGAUCGCGGAGGCUGGGCAAACCCGGUCCUGCAGCGGCUGGAGUAGUUUUGAGUGGAAUAGGCACACCGAUGAAUACAAAGCAGAGAAAGAGAGAGAUGCGAUAGAAGAAAAGUGAACAUUUCGGUGUCAUCUCCGGCAUAGACCCCGUGUAUGCCACCUUUGCCUGUGUUUCUCUGGAUGGAUAGUGGACCCGCCUCACCUUCUUCCUCCAUGUUGGCGGGCCGUUCCACAUUGUGGCGUCUGUCUGAGAGGAGGAGCAGAAAGGCUGGGUCAGCGAACAUUUUCAGCAAUGUGAAUCUGUGGCAGCUCCAGAGGCUCUUCAGGGCAGCAGGGGACCAGGAUGCGGAGCAGAGGGCCCAGUUAAUUUGGGGCCACGGAGAUGAGGCUGAACUUGCUAAGGCCUUAAUAGGACUGAGGGCCCGAAGCCACCACAAAGGGCUAAGGACUAAUGGAAGGGAUGCGUUGGGCACACACUGGCUGCGAGCCUUCAGCCACCUCAGGAUUGGGGAGAGCUCACCAAGCAGCCAGGGGAAAGAUCCCAGCGAGGAGAGUGAUUCUGAGGCAGGAGCACAGAGCAGUCCAGAGCCCCGAAGACACACCUCAGUAGGAACAGGAAGAGUAGGGUCCUCAGUGGUACUAAAUGAGAGCCAGGACCCUGCAAUGACACCCGAGAAACCAGUCAGAUCCAAUUCAGUACUGAGAAGAGGAGGGGAGAACAAACCAGAGAGAUACCUACACCGAAUACUCCACUGACUUCACAGUCAAAACUGGAACGGGGUUGAAAUAUAACACAGGCACAGGCAGUGGCAGUUUUAGGUGGAACUAAUAACGGAAAAGUUUCUCAUAAUACCAAAGUGUCUUAUUGGCAGGAUCUGCCCUGUGGCACACCACACAUCCACUUGAACAUUUCAGCACAAACCUGUGAGUGGUUGAAGGUAUCUCACACCUUUUUUACAGUGAAUGGCUCUCCAUAACUGCCUUGUGUUUUCUUAAAUGCAUCCUACCAGCCACACUAACCAGGCACACUGACAAUUUGUUAUUGCUGAUAUAAGUUUAAGUGGUUUCCCUUUAGAAAUCAGUAUCCGGACAACCCGUUAUAAAACGAUUUAACUAUAUUGCAAAGUCACACUUUCGGUACCAACAGAAGGCUUAUAUGUAUUUCUAUAUUAUAUACUUUAUGUAUGCACACGUGUUUAUAUGUUUGUAAUUUAGCUUGAAAAUAUGUUAAUGUUCAAAUUUUGUAUUUACACUAACCAAUGCUGAAAAAGGAAAAUGUCACACAACCAAGAUCAGGUGCAUUUUACCCCCCAUGUUCCGGAGUCACGAGUGUGGUACGUUACACUACAUUAUAAAUAUUAUGAAAAGUAGGAAUAA
Messenger RNA from Maylandia zebra (zebra mbuna), 1450 nucleotides. The record is from RefSeq and is a predicted model, not a curated record. NCBI's taxonomy places the organism in Eukaryota, Metazoa, Chordata, Actinopteri, Cichliformes, Cichlidae.